Messenger RNA from Helianthus annuus (common sunflower), 1544 nucleotides. RefSeq names its product cytochrome P450 81Q32. Gene Ontology annotation, molecular function: monooxygenase activity; iron ion binding; heme binding. Bases 10 to 1506 code for a protein of 498 amino acids. The record is from RefSeq and is a predicted model, not a curated record. Lineage: Eukaryota; Viridiplantae; Streptophyta; Magnoliopsida; Asterales; Asteraceae. The transcript has 3 exons.
GCUUCAAACAUGGAGGUUCCUUAUCUAUACAUCUCCCUCCUCUUGCUUCUAGCUUCAUAUCUCUUCACCUCCCACUUCCGUCGCAAAUCCGCCAACCUCCCGCCAACUAUCUUCCCAACCCUCCCCAUUAUCGGCCAUCUCUACCUCUUGAAACCACCAAUAUACCGGACCCUAUCCGAUUUGUCUGCCAAAUAUGGCCCCGUUCUCCUCCUCCAACUUGGAUUCCGCCGUGUCCUCUUGAUCUCCUCCCCUUCGGCCGCCGAAGAAUGCUUCACCAAGAACGAUAUCAUCUUUGCAAACCGCCCUCACAUGUUAUAUGGCAAGUUCUUGGCCAACAACUACACUAGUCUCGUUUUUUCUUCUUACGGCGAAAACUGGCGCCACCUUCGCCGCAUUGCCUCAAACGAGAUCUUAUCUCCUGGCGGACUCAACGGAUACUGCCACAUGCGAAUUGACAAAGGCAAGCUUAUGAUCCGCAAGUUGAUGAUGACUAGUUCUUCCCCAGUGAAUAUGAAUUCAGUUUUCUAUGAACUGAUGUUGAAUGUGAUGAUGAGGAUGAUAUGUGGAAAGUGGUAUUUUGGCGUAGAUAUUCCGGAGAUGGAGGAAGGAAAUCGGCUCCGGGAAAUCAUAGAUGAGACGGAGCUGUUCAACAGUGAUUCUGUUAUCGCGGAUUACUUACCGCAAUUGAGUUGGUUUGGAAAUCGGGCGGAGAAGAGGUUUAUUGCGUUGCAGGAAAAGAGGGAUGUUUUCGUUCAAGAGCUGAUCGAACAAGUUCGUAAAUCAAAAGGCGAAACCAAGGAGAAGACAAUGAUCGAAGCAUUAUUAUCGCUACAAGAAUCAGAUCCUGAAUACUACACUGAUCAAAUGAUUCGAUCCUUAGUGAUUGUCUUUCUAUCAGCUGGCACUGAUACUUCCGUUGCAACCAUGGAAUGGUCUUUGUCUCUUUUGCUAAACCAUCCACAAGUUCUACAAAACGCACAAAGUGAGAUCGAUACAAAAAUUGGCAAAGAUCGCCUUGUUGAAGAGUCGGACAUAGCUGAACUGCCUUACAUUCGUUGGAUUAUGAACGAGACAUUCCGAUUAUACCCCGUGACCCCUUUACUGCUCCCUCACGAGUCAUCAGAAGAUUGUACUAUUGAGGGUUAUAACGUCCCACGAGGGACCAUGUUGCUUGUUAACCAAUGGGCCAUACAAAAUGACCCCAAGUUGUGGACUGACCCUGAAAGGUUCUAUCCUGAGAGAUUUAAAGGGGUAGAAGGGACAAAAGUUGGGUUUAAGCUAUUGCCAUUUGGGUCCGGAAGGAGGCGUUGUCCAGAAGAUGGGUUGGCGAUUCGUGUGUUUGGACCAACUCUAGCAUUGCUAAUUCAAUGCUUUGACUGGGAACGAUUGAGUGAGGAGAUGGUUGAUAUGAAGAAAGGUCAAGGAUUCACCAUGCAUAAGGCCGAACCCCUGGUUGCUAAGUGUAAACCACGCCCAGAGAUGCAACAUUUACUAGCCCAACUUUGAGUUCGUGUAACAUAUCUUUUUAUUCAAAUACAAGUUGG